AGCUGUUGUUGUAUAGCAAACUACUGUGGGGAUGAAGCUUUUUGCAGUCUUUAUUGCUCUCGUCCUCUGCCGUGAGCAGCAUGUCUUCGCAUUUCAGAGUGGCCAGGUUUUAUCUGCUCUUCCUAGAACCUCUCGGCAAGUUCAAGUGCUGCAGAAUCUUACUACAACAUACGAGAUCGUUCUCUGGCAGCCGGUAACAGCUGAAUUAAUUGUGAAGCAGACAGAAGUCCAUUUUUUUGUGAAUGCGUCUGAUGUAGGCACUGUAAAAGCCCAUUUAAACGUGAGCAGAGUUCCAUUCAGUGUCUUGAUGGCAGAUGUGGAGCACCUCAUCCGACAGCAGACUUCCAAUGACACCGUCAGCCCGCGGGCAUCUUCGUUCUACUACGAGCAGUACCACUCGCUGAAUGAAAUCUAUUCUUGGAUAGACCAUGUAACUGAGCGCUACCCUGAUAUGAUUAAAAAAAUUCACAUUGGAUCCUCAUUUGAGAAGCAGCCACUUUAUGUUUUAAAGGUUUCUGGACAAGGACAAAAAAACAAAAAUGCCAUAUGGAUUGACUGUGGAAUCCACGCAAGAGAAUGGAUCUCUCCUGCUUUCUGCUUGUGGUUCAUAGGCUAUGUAACUCAAUUCUAUGGGGAAGAAGGACUGCAUAAAAGUCUUCUGAAGCAUGUGGACUUCUAUGUUAUGCCAGUGAUUAAUGUGGAUGGUUACGACUACACAUGGAAAGAGAAUCGAAUGUGGAGAAAGAACCGUUCUUCUCACAGGGGCAAUCGUUGUAUUGGAACAGACUUGAACAGGAACUUUGCUUCCAAACACUGGUGUGAGGAAGGUGCCUCAAGUGUCUCAUGUUCGGAAACCUACUGUGGACUGUAUCCCGAGUCCGAGCCAGAGGUGAAGGCAGUGGCCAGCUUCCUGAGAAGAAAUAUCAACCACAUUAAAGCUUACAUCAGCAUGCACUCUUACUCCCAGAAGAUACUCUUCCCAUAUUCCUAUAACAGAAGCAGAAGCAAAGACCACGAGGAGCUGUCUCUAGUGGCCAGUGAAGCAGUUCGUGCUAUUGAGAAUACUAAUAAAAACAUCAGGUAUACCCACGGCAGUGGCUCAGAGAGUUUAUACCUAGCUCCUGGAGGUUCGGACGACUGGAUCUACGACUUAGGCAUCAAAUACUCGUUUACAAUUGAGCUUCGAGACACUGGCAGAUACGGAUUCCUGCUGCCGGAGCGUUACAUCAAGCCCACGUGCACAGAGGCCCUGGCCGCCGUCCUGAAAAUAGCUCGGCACGUCAUCAGGAACCUUGGGGGCCUCUGACCUGGUGGCUAGGCUUCGGUAUUUUAAUCCCCUGAUCCCAGCAAGGCCAAAUCAUUGUCCCAGUGUCUUUCUAAGCUAUCAGUUUUGUGAAAAUGUUUUCCUGAUCCGUGGUUUUGUCAAAGAACAAAAUAAAUGCUAAUUUGCAAUGAA
Molecule: messenger RNA, 1456 nt
Organism: Lepus europaeus (European hare)
Lineage: Eukaryota; Metazoa; Chordata; Mammalia; Lagomorpha; Leporidae
Gene: CPB2
Product: carboxypeptidase B2
Exons: 11
Coding region: 32-1306 (424 amino acids)
Biological process (GO): fibrinolysis; proteolysis
Molecular function (GO): zinc ion binding; metallocarboxypeptidase activity
Source: RefSeq, a predicted model, not a curated record